AUGGUGCUAUCCUACCGCGUCCUCUCUGCCAUCACCAAGCUCGGCUUGGUGGCCGGCUCUGCCUAUGCUGAUAGUGAGUACAUUUGGCCUAAUGCCAAGACUGACUUGCUCGAGUCUAUGCUCUAUGAGCAGCAGGGAUUUGGAUCUGGCAACUCGCCAGCAACCUUUAUCGUCCCCUGCGAUAAGGUCCCUUUUGGCACUGGGCGUAAUGGAGCUGCAGAAUGGCUGCGAACGGCAUAUCAUGACAUGGCAACUGCGGAUGUCGUGACGGGAGUAGGAGGUCUCGACGCGUCUAUUGGGUUUGAGGUGAACCGCGAUGAGAAUCCCGGUAUUGGCUUCAACGAAACGCUUGUGAAUCUAGCCGCGUUCCUCACACCGCGUUCAUCUAUGGCGGAUUUGAUCGCCUUGGGGGCAGUGUUUGCUGCAAAUGGAUGCUCAAAUGGAAGCGUUGAGAUUCCCUAUCGAGCGGGUAGAGUUGAUGCUACAGGACCUGGUGCGUCAGGCGUGCCCAAGCCAGAGCAGCCUUUGGACGAGCACAUCACCAAUUUCCAGAGACAAGGAUUUACGCCGCAAGAGAUGAUUGGGCUGGUGGCAUGUGGCCAUACCCUUGGAGGUGUUCAUGGCGUAGACUUUCCUGAGAUUGUCCCAGCAAAUGAUCAGAACACGCAGACGUUCGACACAACUAACACGGGAUUCACCGGGUUUGACAACACUGUUGCUGUUCAGUUCGUGAACAACGUUACGCAGAAUCCACUCGCGUUUGGUCACAAUGAGACCACCAACUCCGAUGCCAGAAUCUUCAACUCUGACGGAGGGGAGGAAAUUGGGAAAAUGGCAGAUUCCCCCUCUUACUUCUACCAAACCUGCACAACACUGCUCGAACGAAUGAUCAAUACCGUCCCCAAGGGCGUAGCUCUUACGGAUCCAAUCCAGCCCAUUGCCGUAAAGCCUUCCCAGCUAUUUGCCACUAUCAACUCGGAUGGAACGAUGACCAUGUCUGGCUAUAUCAGACUUGCUGGCCCCGUAACCGCCAACCCAAACCGCACAGUCAAGAUCCACUUCCAUCCUCGUUCUGGGGAGAGAGAUACUGGCGCUUCUAUCGUUAGCAAAAGCAUAACUUCAGCUAGUUCUGCUCAUGUCCUCUACGGAAACCCUCCUCUUACUUUCUGGUGGUACCAGUUCUCGACAGUGAUUCCCGUCACACAAGGUGUUUCUGGAUUUGACGUGGAGGUUGUCGAUACCAGCAACGGAGCCACCAACAGCACCAUGUACAAGAAUGGUGGCCAAGGAUUCCCGUUUGAUGAUACGAUCGUUACGCAGCCAAAGCUGUCAUGUUCUGAAACAAUUUACAACGGACUGAUGAACUUGACUGUUGCGGUAAGCCUCCCUACUCCUAAUACAACAAGCUAUCUGUCCACUAAUGCUAAUAAUAAUACCAAUUUAGAUCCGUGA
Molecule: messenger RNA, 1452 nt
Organism: Trichoderma atroviride IMI 206040
Lineage: Eukaryota; Fungi; Ascomycota; Sordariomycetes; Hypocreales; Hypocreaceae
Source: RefSeq, a predicted model, not a curated record